Eleginops maclovinus (Patagonian blennie) is the source of this 2528-nucleotide messenger RNA. It is a transcript of the gene smim14, whose product is annotated as small integral membrane protein 14. NCBI's taxonomy places the organism in Eukaryota, Metazoa, Chordata, Actinopteri, Perciformes, Eleginopidae. The record is from RefSeq and is a predicted model, not a curated record. Bases 156 to 473 code for a protein of 105 amino acids. The transcript is spliced from 5 exons. Gene Ontology annotation, cellular component: endoplasmic reticulum.
UGGCUCACGUGCACCAAACAAAUCACAGACGGUAGGUUGACAUUUUUGCAGUCUGAUGGUUUCUGUGCAGAACAACAGAGCAGACAGGCCCUUAAAAAACACCUAACGUCUUAUCAACAUCUAUUGGGCGCAAGGUGGACAACAUCUGGUGAGAAAUGGCAGAGGGAGGCUUUGAUCCUUGUGAGUGCAUCUGCACCCAUGAGCACGCUAUGAGGCGCCUCAUCAACCUGCUCAGGCAAUCUCAGUCCUACUGCACAGACACAGACUGCCCUCAGGAACUGCCAGCUCCCGGUGGGUCGGUGGGCGGAGGAGGUGAGCUGACCCUCCCCCUGGUUCUUAUGGGAUGGGCGGUGGUUGCUCUGCUCCUUUUCCUGUUGAGGCCUUCCAGUCUCAGGCGUUCCCGUCCCACAGGCAAAGCCUCUGGACCCCACAAUAGAGAUGGAAGAGAGCCGCCAGCACCACCUGUUGACUAACAGUGGAGAGUACAGCACUCACCCACCAACUCUGACCAGAGCUACACAGUUAGCAAGGGACCGUGACCAGGACAGUGACCCCUCCCCUUUAUUCAAAUAUCUUUUGCUUUUCUACUAUUUUAGUGCCAUUCAAUUUUGGGGUGGAUCUGUCUAUGAUUCGUGCUACUAGAGCCCAACUGAUAGACAAUUGAUGAGUCCAAUACAGAUAUGAUAUUUCCAAUUUACAAAAGGUCUAAAAAUGUAUACCAAGGGACAAAGGUGUAUCAUUUUGACCAAUAAUAUUGACCGACAAUAUCAGAAUGUUGAUAUAACUGUUGGGCUCUAUGUGUUAUUUACCUCAAGUCUUUAAUCAGAAGAGAGGCUUCCUUCUAGGUUCCUAAUCUCAGCUCAGAUGCUGACUGAUCUGCGGUUACAUGAACUCAAAAUGAAGGAACAUGGGUUGGUGGAUCUGUGAGGGGAGGUUACAGUUUGGUAGAAUUGCUUGCUGGAUUAUAGAGGGUGGCGGGUUCUCUGAAACAUUCCGCUCUUUCCCCUUUCAAGAUACUAGUCCAAAAGGUUCCAGUUACGAUGUCAUGUUACCUAAUGUUAUUUAAGCAUAUUCAAACAGCAAUAUCAUUAGAUGGAAUAAAUUCAUAUGGAUGCAUUUAAUUUUGAAUUAGGUUUACGAUUAUAUGGCAUAUGGAUUUAAACGCAGUGAACUCAUGUUCUCUGUUUAUAUCCAAGCCUUAAUUAUAUAAUGUACUUCAGCAAAUAGUCUGCUCUCUUACAUAACUUCAUUUCCAGCAACAUUUCUGACCAUUGAAGUAACUGUUACUGUUACUAAAUAGGUGUAUAAGACAGUGCUCUCCUCUAAAAGAGUCUGAUUUAGAAGAUGAAACCCAACUUAAGUCAAACUUAUGACAUGUUGUUGAAAUUAACUGAAUUAUAGGCGUACAGUUGGGGUGUAUUGAAUGGAAUCAUUGGUAAACAGUUGACUCGGCACAAACAUUUUGAUCCCUGUACUGUAAUUAUUUGGUGGUUAAAAGAUAAAAGCAGCAUUGUGUGCUCGAAUAAUAGUAGCAGAGAAUUAUAUUUUAUUAGCACUUUUGUUGUGGUAUGUUGUUUCCUUAUGAGGGUGUGUUGUACUGAUUCAGGAGUUUUCUUACCGGGUAUCACAGCGUUCUGAUUUAAUAGGAGCAAUCUUAAAUUUAUACUACAACUUCUGUACAAUAAUUUCAAACCAAUUAAAAAUAAGGAAGCAACUGACAAUAUUAUAUUUUUAAUUUGAAAUGAUGGCUUACAUUACAGAUUUUCUUUCUUACUGGAUUUGGUCAUUUCUCUUGGACCAGAGCUCUACUAGAAUAGUGAUUUUAUACAUUUUUUCAGCUAGAUUAAAGGUGAAUAUGUUUAAAAAUAGAAACAUCUAAAUCAGAACAAUAUGGUGGUGGAUGUUUUGUUUACAUGUAUGUGAAGGUGGGUAAAAAUGUAAUACAACUGCUCGACAAACUGCAGCCUCGAAAGAUGUACAGUCUUUGAUUGAAAAAAAAAAUCAACAUUACAAUAGGUUUUUUGUAUGUACUAUAUCUUCUAUUAGCUAUUGGAUUGUAAAAUAUAUGAUAAAGGGUUUCCUUUUAUUCUGGUCACAGACUAUCUGUGUCACACCACUGUCAUAGCUAUAUGGAUAUUAAAGUGUAAAUGGGCAGUGGAUUAUCUUGGGUCCCAGUGAUAUCAGAAAAUGAAAUGGAGAUAUUCUUAAAAUUAAAAUGUCUUUCUUGUUGCAUUGUGUAUGAAUUGUAAGAACAUGGAUAUGAUCUGUAACAGCAUUUUUCAGUGACUAUACUCCUGAUUUCCAUUAGCCAAUAAUGCCCUCUAACUGUGGAUUGCAAAAAGAACUAAGGAUGGAAAAGACAAGCAGUUGUAUAUCAUUUAGGGGAAAGCCAUACUAGAUAGUUGAAAUGACAUAGUGAACUAUCUGCUACCACAGGAGACCUUGAGUUACACUGUUUUUGUCUCAGAGAAAAAGGGCUUUAACUAUGCACUUUUCCCAUAACAAAAUAAAAAAAUAAGUAACUCUUA